UCUCUUUCAUUGGUCGAAACUCGGAGUUCAAAGUUUCUUUUCCGGUGUCCGGUUAGGUUUGAGCUAGGAACUACAUAAUACUUUGCAAAUGUAUUAAUUAAAAAGCAAUAUAUAGAAGUUUUUGGACUAAAUUAAAUGUGACAUUUGUUAAGUUUAACCAAGUUUAUUUGAAAAAAUAAAAAAAGGACCUUUUUUAUGCUACGGCUGCACCAAAUCCGUAACCAUGGUAACAGCGGUUAGCGUGGAGCUGCUAGUACAAAACAUACAGCUGAGUACUUAUUUAAGAGUAGUCAGGACUGGUUAUUUUUCGGGCAGAUGAGUGAACAAAGUAGCAUACAGUUGGCUUGUGUCAUUUUAACCACUUUUUAAUUAGUUGUUUGACUUUUCAUAUCAAAGAAAUUGGCCGGUACAAAGGAUUUCCUGUCGGUUCUGACAGCUAGCUGGGGGAAGCUGUCAAGGAUGUCUGACAAGAAGGAAAGUGGUUCUUUUAAUACUUUUGAGGAAGAACCUAAAAAAGUUUCCUUCAUUUUUCCAAAUGGGGACAGAUAUGAAGGGGAGUGCAGCAAAUCUGCAUCUGGAGUAAUGAUGAGGAGUGGUGCUGGUAAACACACCUCAGCAAAUGGCAUCAUAUACACUGGAGAAUGGCAUGAGGACAAGAUGCAUGGCAGAGGCACCCUGCAGCAUCCCUCUGGAGGACUAUAUGAAGGAGAAUUCAAAGACAACAUGUACCACGGCACAGGAACAUAUACCUUCCCAGAUGGCUCUAUUUAUAAAGGUCAAUUUCACAAGAAUAGGUUGGAGGGAGAAGGGGCUUUCACUAACACACAAGGACUGGUUUGGAUGGGAGAGUUUCAUGGCAAAGCAGCACUGGGCCUGAAAAUGCAGCACAACAUUUAGGCAAAACAAGCAUUAUUGUUCUGCAUUAUAUAAAACAUUGUAUGAUACUGUAUAUUUUACAUUCAACUGAAGUGUAUUAGAAAAGAUUUUUGCGUAUUUUAUCUACAGAAUUUCUUCUUUACAUGUGAUAAAUUUACUGUACUAAAAUCUGAAAGAUAGACCUGUGUUUCGGUUCAAAACUUUUAAGAUCACACGUCCAUGUAUUUCUGUGUGCUGGUGCUUAAAUAUCCGUGCAAUCA
Molecule: messenger RNA, 1136 nt
Organism: Xiphias gladius (swordfish)
Lineage: Eukaryota; Metazoa; Chordata; Actinopteri; Istiophoriformes; Xiphiidae
Gene: morn2
Product: MORN repeat containing 2
Exons: 6
Coding region: 460-897 (145 amino acids)
Source: RefSeq, a predicted model, not a curated record